AAUACAAUGGAGCCAUACGCUGAUGUGGUAAGUUUAUGAGUUCUUUAUGUUUAAAUUCAAUUUUCUAUAAAAAUUUCGCAUUUGGAUGUCCGAAUUUGAACUAUAUUGUUAUCUGCGUAAUAAUGUAUAACUAGCAUGUUUACACCUAAUAAUCAAAGGGGUAAGGUUUCUUCAAAAAAAAAAACAAAUGGGGCUAGGUUUUUAUACAGAGUAUAUUUUUCAUACUAAUAUGCUUUUUGUUAUUGGUUCAGAAUUGUAUUUUGAGAGUGAAUACUAAUUGUGGUGCAUGUAAGUACAAGAUGGUUGAAGUUAUAAGCUCUAUCUCUGGUGUAUAUUCGAUUAGCAUUGAUGCGGAUGAGAAUUUACUGAAAAUCUGUGGAGAAGUGGAUCCUAAUCGUCUAUUGAGUGCACUAUCAAGAGAAGGUGAACACGCAGAAAUAGUGAAAGCCCAUCUGAAGCACCCUGGGCUGCGACGUAAUUCGAUGUAUCCUCAAGGCUCUGCCCGCGGUCAUGGCUAUGGUCGCUCGAUGUAUGGUCAUGAUGCUUCCUAUGGUCAUGGACAAUUGAUGUAUGGUCAUGGCCAUAAGCCCCAUUAUGGUCAUCAAGCAUAUCCUAUAAGGGGAGCCCUUCCUUAUCAUGCUAACCAUCCAUUUGACUAUCAUUCCACAAAUGUUAGGUCAAACGCCUAUCCUUUCUAAAGAGGCCAGACGGAGAGGAUUGAACUUGUGACACAACCUCAACGUGGACGAGAUACAGGCAUACACAGCUCCUUAAGUUUCAACACCAAAAACCUAAACUAGAUAUACAGUGUUUGAGAUUUUUAGUAACUGCACAUUUACUUGGUAUUUUCCAUGUUAAGAUUUUGAGUUAUUGACUUAAUGGAUCGUGUCGUUUGAAAGAUGGAGAAAUCUGUCUCGAUCAAAGUAAAUGUUUUACGAAGUAUUCCUCCAUCCCCUAUUAUUGUUUCACUUCUUAUUCGCUUGAUCAAU
Cuscuta epithymum is the source of this 989-nucleotide messenger RNA. NCBI's taxonomy places the organism in Eukaryota, Viridiplantae, Streptophyta, Magnoliopsida, Solanales, Convolvulaceae. The record is from the annotation of a GenBank genome assembly.